Molecule: messenger RNA, 6624 nt
Organism: Nyctereutes procyonoides (raccoon dog)
Lineage: Eukaryota; Metazoa; Chordata; Mammalia; Carnivora; Canidae
Gene: UNC13B
Product: unc-13 homolog B
Exons: 39
Coding region: 332-5107 (1591 amino acids)
Biological process (GO): synaptic transmission, glutamatergic; synaptic vesicle priming; synaptic vesicle maturation
Cellular component (GO): presynaptic membrane; presynaptic active zone cytoplasmic component; synaptic vesicle membrane
Molecular function (GO): phospholipid binding; diacylglycerol binding; syntaxin-1 binding
Source: RefSeq, a predicted model, not a curated record
CCAGGCGCUCGCCGGGAUCCCGGUGCAGCGAGAGGAGGGGGGUAGUCCCGGUAGCUCCUGCCUCCCAGCGAUGGCGCCGCUGUGCCGCGCCCAGUCUUCUGCCUGUCCGCCCGUACUCGCAGCUAUUGGGAGCACGGUCAGACGGUGAGGAUUGAAGCGGGUCCGAGGGAGCGGCGGGACGCUGCCUGCCACGGGGACCAUGAGGAGCCUUCAGACCUGUGCGGCCGAGAGCGGGAGCAGCCUGCUGAGAGGCACCUGCUGAGAGGAAAGAGGGAGCCGCCGGGUGCGGCGGCGCGGCGGGGUGCGACGGAGGCUCGCGAGUGCCUCGGCCAUGUCGCUGCUCUGUGUACGCGUUAAAAGAGCCAAAUUUCAGGGUUCACCAGAUAAAUUUAACACAUAUGUGACCCUGAAAGUGCAGAAUGUGAAGAGCACAACUGUAGCAGUUCGUGGUGAUCAACCUUCUUGGGAACAAGAUUUUAUGUUUGAGAUUAGUCGCCUGGACCUGGGUCUAAGUGUGGAAGUAUGGAACAAAGGACUGAUCUGGGACACCAUGGUUGGGACUGUGUGGAUUGCACUGAAGACUGUUCGUCAGUCGGAUGAGGAAGGGCCUGGGGAGUGGUCCACGUUGGAGGCAGAGACAUUGAUGAAAGAUGAUGAGAUCUGUGGAACUAAAAACCCAACUCCUCAUAAGAUUUUGCUUGAUACAAGAUUUGAGUUGCCUUUUGAUAUCCCAGAGGAGGAAGCCAGAUAUUGGACCUACAAAUUGGAACAAAUCAAUGUCUUGGAAGCUGAGAGUGAGUAUUCUAUUCAAGAAGAAAGCCAGAGGAAGCCAUUGCCCACUGCUGCCGCCCAGUGUUCUUUUGAAGAUCCUGAUAGUGCCGUUGAUGACCGGGAUAGUGACUAUCGCAGUGAGACCAGCAAUAGCAUCCCACCUCCUUAUCAUACAACUUCCCAGCCCAACGCUUCUCUGCACCAGUUUCCCGUGCCCAUGCGAUUGCCACAGCAGCUGCUACUUCAGGGCAAUUCCCGGGAUUCUUGCAAUGACUCCAUGCAAAGUUACGAUCUUGAUUAUCCAGAGCGGCGGGCCCUUAGCCCCACCAGCAGUAGUAGGUAUGGCUCAUCCUGUAAUGUGAGUCAAGGAAGCUCUCAGUUGAGUGAACUAGACCAGUGUCACGAACAAGAUGAUGACCGUCGGGAGAGGGAUUCAAUUCAUUCAUGCCACAGCUCUGGCAGCUUCUCCAGAGACGGCCAGGUGGGCUUUGGAGAACAAGAGAAAGCCUUGGAGGUAACAGGUGAAGAAGAGAAGGGGAGAGUGUGUGAACCCAAGGACAAGAAAGAAGAUACCACAACCCAUCCUCCCCCAGAUCUGGUGCUACCCAAAGACCACGUCCUAGGCCCCCAGGAGAGUUUUCCUGAGGAGAAUGGUUCUUCACCAUUUACCCAAGCAAGAGCUCACUGGAUCCGAGCAGUUACCAAGGUUCGACUCCAGCUGCAGGAGAUUCCGGAUGAUGGUCACCCUUCUUUGCCCCAGUGGCUUCCAGAAGGGCCUGCUGGAGGGCUCUAUGGCAUUGACAGCAUGCCAGAUCUACGCAGAAAGAAACCACUGCCACUUGUCAGUGAUCUGUCAUUGGUCCAGUCCCGGAAAGCAGGAAUUACUUCUGCAAUGGCUACACGUACCUCUCUGAAGGAUGAAGAGCUGAAAUCCCAUGUGUAUAAGAAAACCCUGCAGGCUUUAAUCUACCCAAUCUCGUGCACCACACCCCACAACUUUGAAGUCUGGACAGCCACUACCCCAACCUACUGCUAUGAGUGUGAAGGUCUGCUCUGGGGCAUUGCCCGGCAGGGCAUGCGCUGCAGCGAGUGUGGAGUCAAGUGCCAUGAGAAGUGCCAAGACCUGCUCAACGCCGACUGCCUGCAGCGGGCUGCAGAAAAGAGUUCUAAACAUGGAGCUGAGGACCGGACCCAGAACAUAAUCAUGGCGAUGAAGGACCGCAUGAAGAUCCGAGAGCGGAAUAAGCCAGAGAUCUUUGAGGUCAUCCGAGAUGUCUUUACUGUGAGCAAAGUUGCCCAUGUGCAACAGAUGAAAACAGUGAAGCAGAGUGUACUGGAUGGCACCUCCAAAUGGUCAGCCAAAAUUACCAUCACUGUGGUGUGUGCCCAGGGCCUACAAGCCAAGGACAAGACAGGAUCCAGUGACCCUUAUGUGACUGUGCAAGUGGGCAAAACCAAGAAGCGUACCAAGACUAUUUUUGGGAACCUGAAUCCUGUUUGGGAAGAGAAGUUCCAUUUUGAGUGCCACAACUCUUCUGACCGCAUUAAGGUACGUGUAUGGGAUGAGGAUGAUGACAUCAAGUCAAGAGUAAAGCAACGGCUAAAGCGAGAGUCCGAUGAUUUCCUUGGCCAAACCAUUAUUGAGGUUCGGACACUGAGUGGCGAGAUGGAUGUCUGGUACAACUUGGAGAAGAGGACAGAUAAAUCAGCUGUCUCAGGGGCUAUCCGACUACAAAUCAGUGUGGAGAUCAAGGGAGAGGAGAAAGUAGCGCCAUAUCAUGUGCAGUAUACGUGUCUCCAUGAGAACCUUUUCCAUUACCUCACAGACAUUCAGGGUAGUGGAGGAGUCCUGAUCCCUGAGGCUCGCGGAGACGAUGCAUGGAAGGUGUACUUUGAUGAGACUGCCCAAGAAAUUGUGGAUGAAUUUGCCAUGCGCUAUGGCAUCGAGUCCAUAUAUCAGGCCAUGACGCACUUUGCAUGUUUGUCAUCCAAGUACAUGUGUCCUGGUGUGCCUGCAGUGAUGAGCACCUUAUUGGCCAACAUCAAUGCCUACUAUGCCCAUACAACUGCCUCUACCAAUGUCUCUGCAUCUGAUCGCUUUGCAGCCUCCAACUUUGGGAAAGAGAGAUUUGUAAAACUACUGGACCAGCUGCACAACUCACUGAGGAUUGACCUCUCUACCUACAGGAAUAAUUUCCCUGCUGGAAGCCCUGAGCGGCUUCAGGACUUGAAGUCAACAGUGGAUUUGCUGACCAGCAUUACUUUCUUCAGAAUGAAGGUACAAGAACUGCAGAGCCCUCCAAGAGCCAGCCAAGUGGUAAAGGAUUGUGUGAAGGCCUGUUUGAACUCCACAUAUGAGUAUAUCUUCAACAACUGCCAUGACUUGUAUAGUCGCCAGUACCAGCUGAAACAGGAGCUACCUCCAGAGGAACAAGGACCCAGCAUUCGGAACCUGGAUUUUUGGCCCAAACUCAUCACGCUCAUUGUGUCAAUCAUAGAGGAAGAUAAGAAUUCCUACACACUCGUUCUGAACCAGUUUCCUCAGGAAUUGAAUGUGGGAAAAGUCAGCGCAGAAGUGAUGUGGCAGCUCUUUGCCCAAGACAUGAAAUAUGCACUGGAGGAGCAUGAGAAGGACCGGCUGUGUAAGAGUGCUGACUACAUGAACCUGCACUUCAAGGUGAAGUGGCUUCACAAUGAAUACGUGCGAGAUCUGCCUGCCCUGCAGGGGCAGGUGCCUGAGUACCCAGUGUGGUUUGAGCAGUUUGUCCUGCAAUGGCUGGAUGAAAAUGAGGAUGUGUCCCUGGAAUUCCUGCGUGGGGCUCUGGAACGAGAUAAGAAGGAUGGGUUCCAGCAGACAUCAGAGCAUGCACUCUUUUCCUGCUCUGUGGUGGACGUCUUCACACAGCUCAACCAGAGCUUUGAGAUCAUCCGGAAGCUGGAGUGCCCAGACCCCAACAUCCUUGCCCACUACAUGAGGAGAUUUGCUAAGACCAUCGGGAAGGUGUUGAUGCAGUAUGCAAACAUCUUAUCAAAGAGCUUCCCAGAUUAUUGCACAAAGGAGAAAAUGCCCUGCAUCCUGAUGAACAACAUGCAGCAACUGAGGGUCCAGCUGGAGAAAAUGUUUGAGGCCAUGGGAGGCAAGGAGUUGGACCCUGAAGCUGCAGACAGUUUGAAGGAGCUGCAGGUGAAACUGAAUACAGUUCUGGAUGAGCUCAGCAUGGUAUUUGGAAACAGUUUUCAGGUGCGGAUUGAUGAGUGUGUUCGACAAAUGGCUGACAUCCUGGGCCAGGUGCGAGGCCCAGGGAAUGCAUCCCCCAACGCCAGGGCCUCUGUGGCUCAGGAUGCAGAUAGUGUGCUCCGGCCUCUCAUGGACUUCCUGGAUGGCAACCUCACUCUCUUUGCCACUGUGUGUGAGAAGACAGUCCUGAAGCGUGUACUGAAGGAGCUCUGGAGGGUGGUCAUGAACACAAUGGAAAGGAUGAUUGUCCUGCCCCCACUCACUGACCAGACGGGCACCCAGCUGAUCUUUACUGCUGCCAAGGAACUGAGCCAUCUUUCUAAGCUCAAGGACCACAUGGUGCGAGAGGAAACGCGGAGUCUCACUCCAAAGCAGUGUGAAGUCCUUGACCUCGCUCUGGACACUAUCAAGCAAUACUUUCAUGCAGGAGGUAAUGGGCUGAAGAAAACCUUCCUGGAGAAGAGCUCAGAUCUGCAGUCUCUACGCUAUGCCCUGUCUCUCUACACACAGACCACAGAUACACUCAUCAAAACCUUUGUGCGCUCACAGACUGCCCAGGGAUCUGGUGUGGAUGAUCCUGUGGGAGAAGUCUCUAUUCAGGUGGACUUGUUUACACAUCCUGGAACUGGGGAGCACAAGGUCACAGUGAAAGUGGUAGCUGCCAAUGACCUCAAGUGGCAGACAGCGGGUAUGUUCCGGCCCUUUGUGGAAGUGACCAUGGUUGGCCCACACCAAAGUGAAAAGAAGAGGAAGUUCACAACCAAGUCAAAAAGCAACAACUGGGCUCCCAAGUACAAUGAGACAUUUCACUUCCUCCUGGGAAAUGAAGAAGGGCCAGAAGCCUAUGAAUUGCAAAUAUGUGUGAAGGAUUACUGCUUUGCCCGUGAGGAUCGUGUUUUGGGGCUGGCUGUGAUGCCUCUGAGGGAUGUAGCAGCCAAGGGCAGCUGUGCUUGCUGGUGUCCCUUGGGCCGGAAGAUCCACAUGGAUGAGACAGGCAUGACUAUUCUCCGGAUUCUAUCUCAAAGGAGCAAUGACGAAGUGGCUCGAGAGUUUGUGAAGCUCAAAUCGGAGUCUCGUUCCAUGGAAGAGGGGAGCUGAGCACCUAGAUUCCUGUGCCAACCAAAUGGCAUCAGUUCCACAAGUUAGGGCCAGUGAGAGUUACUGUGUAGCCAGCUUAGGGUCCUCAUAGUCAAGGGGCUGACUCCUUCAGUUUAAGGAAAUUUAAGGAAAAAUUGGGGUGAUCAGAAUAUGUCUUUUCAUAGAAAGGGUCACAAAUCCCUGACCAGUAGGUCUGUGGUGCUAGGAGCUGGGCUGUGGGGGCUACUGCAUAGGGAGGUUUUCCAUAAAGGGAGGGACAGGCAUCUCUGAGAGUGUUAGCCAUUCUUGGUAGACACCCCUUCACCCCACACCCCAUCUCUACCCCUCUCCAUGCCAUACAUUAUCCAGUUAGACUUAUCCAUAUCAACCAUUAGAAGAACACAGAGAGCCUGGAGCAUGUACCUAGUUAGCUAAAUAGUCAGUUGAGCCUACAGUUGUUGCUGAGCCCUAUAGUCUGGAUUGGGAGUAUGACCAGGGCAUGAACAUACAGAACAGAAUUUAGACCAUACCUUGGGAGCAGGAUCCACUAGUUUUAUGGAGCUCCAUGAAAACAAGGCUUUGAGGGCAGCCCAGGUGGCUCAGCGGUUUAGUGCUGCCUUCAGCUCAGGGCCUGAUCCUGGAGACCUGGGAUCGAGUCCCACAUCGGGCUCCCUGCAUGGAGCCUGCUUCUCCCUCUGCCUGUGUCUCUGCCUCUCUGUGUCUAUCAUGAAUAAAUAAAUAAAAUCUUAAAAAAAAAAAAGAAAAAGAAAACAAGGCUUUGAGACUGAACAAGAUACCUUCUAGAAAUGAGCUGUGCUAAUCCUUUCCCCCAAAUUAUACAUCAUGAGUAGAAUGAGGUUUACAUGGUACUUCGAGCCCUUAGCAGAAUACUUUUGGAACCCAGGCACCAGAGGCCCCCUGCCCAGGAGCCCCCUCCCUCACUCCUGUAAGAAGGGGAGCAAUGAUGUUUUCACACAUGAGAGGCUGUUCCUUUGUGUAUGUACCUGAGGGCUAGUUGAAGGAUCCAGGAGAGAGGGUUGUGUUUUCUUCUUGGGUAGGCUCUGAACAAAGCCAAAAAUUAUAGAAACCAGUCUAGAAGCAGUCCUCCUUACCUAAGGCUCCUGCCUUCUGGUUGUCCUUCACUUUGCAGAAAGAAUCUAGUCUUUGGCCUCACCCCUCUUCAUCUAGGUCAGCUGCUGUUCCCCUCACAGAUGUUCAACCCUACAGAAGGAGCUUGGACUAUCUAUCAUCCCUUUUACAAGGCUGGAUGGAGGAGGCUUCAACAUUCUCUGAGAAGUCAGAGACAAACUCUUUCAGGAGGUCAUAUGGACUUCUCAGGCCCUUGAUCAGAGAUGUGACGUGGUUCUUGGAUAUCCUUAUUAGCAGCCUCCUGGACCUCCUGAGGACUCUGUGUUGUCCACAGCUGUACUGGCCAUUACAUGAAACAACAAACCAAGCAUCUCUGCUGUUGUUAAUUAUUGUAUGUGCCAUUGUUACAGAACAUUUUUGGCUAGCCUCUAAUAAAUUCUCUUAUAGCA